Chinchilla lanigera (long-tailed chinchilla) is the source of this 771-nucleotide messenger RNA. Its product is annotated as C-reactive protein. Gene Ontology annotation, molecular function: low-density lipoprotein particle binding; complement component C1q complex binding. Gene Ontology annotation, biological process: innate immune response. NCBI's taxonomy places the organism in Eukaryota, Metazoa, Chordata, Mammalia, Rodentia, Chinchillidae. The record is from RefSeq and is a predicted model, not a curated record.
AUGGUCAUUCUAAAAAACUUGGAAAAUAGAGAGUUGGAGUUUGAAGACACUCUGACACAGUGGUACGUUUGUGAUCAGGUAUGUGUUUCACAGGACCAGAGAUCUCCUGAUAAUUACACUCAGUUGGCUAAGAAGCCAAUUUUUGGCUCAGGGAAUGACAUAUCUAAGAAGACUUCUGUGUCUGUGAAAGAGUCAGAUAACUCCUAUGUAUUCCAGAAAGCACAGUUGAAGAGGCCACUGAACGCCUUCACUGUGUGCCUCCAUGUCUACACUGAACUGUUUAUGACCCGUGGAUAUAGAGUUUUCUUUUAUGCUACCAAGAAAGAAGCUAAUGAGAUCCUCAUGUGAUUUAAAGUUAGAGGAUAUGUUCUUGGAGUGGGUGGGCCUGAAAUAUUUUUCAAGGCUCCUGAAAUUCCCAUGGCUCCACAUGGGAGUCACAUUUUUGCCAGUUGGGAAUUCAUCUUGGGGAUCAUAGAGUUGUGGGUAGAUGGGAAGCCCCAGGUGGGGAAAAGUCUGCAGACAGAGUACUCUGUGGGGACAGAGGCCGUGAUCAUCUUUGGGGAGGAUCAGUAUGCAUUUGGUGGGAGGUUUGAUGUAAACCACUCUUUGGUGGGAGACAUUGGAGGUGUGAACAUGUGGGACUUUGUUCUAUCACCCAAGGAGAUUGGCACAGUGCAUGCUGGUGGGACCUACAGUCUUGAUGUUCUGGACUGGCAUGCACUACAUGAAACACACGGCAAAGUUUUCAUCAAGCCCAAGCUGUGGUCCUGA